AUGCCCACCACACCGCGGCCGAACAAAAUCGCUGCAGCAAAAGGCUAUGGCGCCAACGUUGUCUUCUCCGGACCGGACUUCUCAGGCCACGAGGUCGUCGCGGCCAGAAUCGUCGCCGAGUUCACGGGCGCCAGGCUCGUGCCGCCCCAUGGCCAACGUUAUGUCAUCCUCGGCCAGGCGAAGGCGGAACUAGAGCCCCACGGCGGCGGCCUCCUCUUCGAUACGACCCUCAGUUGCGAGGGCACACGCAUGAAAGUCUUUGGCGCAGAGCCCGAAUUUGAGGGCGCCGACGACGGGCGGAGGAGAUUUUACUCCUGCAUGAGCAUUGCCUAA
Messenger RNA from Colletotrichum orchidophilum, 333 nucleotides. RefSeq names its product threo-3-hydroxyaspartate ammonia-lyase. The coding region runs from base 1 to 333 and encodes 110 amino acids. The transcript has 2 exons. NCBI's taxonomy places the organism in Eukaryota, Fungi, Ascomycota, Sordariomycetes, Glomerellales, Glomerellaceae. The record is from RefSeq and is a predicted model, not a curated record.